UUGUGUCAGGUCUGCAGCGCGGAGGUCGCAGUCGUCUCUCUCUGUUUCUCAGACUGACCGGAUCUACGGUUCGGCUGCAGACUGAGCUCCGACCCGGUUCCAGGAGCCGCUGGUCCAGGGACGGAGCGCCUCCAGGAGCGCUGCGUAAAGGCGCAGAGUCACCAGGAGCCCAACGGACUUGUUUCUCUCCAGCUGUCCUCAUAUCGGAGCAGCAGGGAGGUUUUGUCCGGUUUCGGUUGCUGCCGAUUUCCUCUCCAUGGAUGGUUGAGCAGCCCGACACGUCGCGGACUUUGGCCCCGGGAUCAGAGCUCCUUGCCCGGCCAGCAGCUCCGGAGCAGCCGCUGCUCCCGGUUCCUGGAGCGUUUUUAAUUUUUCCUCUUGAUUUGUUCAAACGCGUCCAGUUGAGUUUGAUUUGGAUUCACGGACUUGCUUCAUGGAAGGAGAUUCCCAAUGAAGAGUUCACUAUUCCCCGGAGCGGAUCGGGACUCCCAGUGAUUUACCCCAACCCGCCUCUGCAGGGGCAAACCGGGAGCAGAGGAUCCAGAUUUAGAGACUUCCUGUGGCUCCCUGAGGUCCCGAUGCGUGAGGCCCCUCGCAGGCUUCCUGCUUCUUCCCCGUGAAACUCAGGUGGUGCGUCGGGACGAUGGAGCGCGGCCGCCUGCUGUGUGUCCUCCUGCUCUGCUUGGCGGACGGAGUGGCGGCCCGAAGCGUUCCCCAGAUCAGAACCAAAGAUCUCCGUGCGUCCAGGGCUCUUAUCAUACCAGGGUAUCCAGAAAACACCACAGUGGUGGUUGGUGGCCAGGCGAAACUCUUAUGCAAAGUCCACAGGCCGGUAUCUACCAAGGUCCAGUGGCUGAAAACAGAAUCUAGCAGCUCAGGACAAACCGGAGCCGGACCGCCUCACAUCAAGGCCCUGACAACCCUGAAAGGUAAUGGCUCCAAGGUCAGCACCCUCCAUCUGCUCAAUAUCACCAUGGAAGAUGCAGGCGAAUACAUCUGCAUGGCCGAAAGCGUCCAUGGGGGGCGGACAGCUCAGGCCAUGCAGUCAGCAUGGUUGGAAGUCCUGCCUGGUGCCAUCAAAUCCAGAGAAGUGACCGCUGCUGAAAUCCGACCAGAGGUUCCUCAGGACCUUAGUGAGGACGCCACUGAAAAUCUUCUGUUGGAGCCGGGAAACAUUUUGAAGCUGCGCUGCGAUACGAACACCUGGCCAGGCAUGGCGGUCAGCUGGUACAAGGAAGGGGUCAGGCUGCUGGCCACACCCCGCAUCCAGCUGCGUGGUGCCAUCAUGGAGAUCACAGGUGUGACGUAUGAGGAUUCAGGAUUGUAUGCUUGUGUUCUUCGAGGAACUACAAAUCCUGUGCGGAACUUCACAAUCACUGUGGCAGACAUGCUGGGAUCAGGAGACGAUGAUGAGGACAACGGCUUGGAGGAUUCAUCUGCUGAAACUGAAAAGGACCAAGUUUACUUCUCUAGAGGGCCCUAUUGGACCCACACCCAUCGCAUGGAGAAGAAGCUGUAUGCUGUUCCUGCAGGAAACACUGUGAAGUUUCGCUGCCCUGCCAUGGGGAGUCCAAUGCCAACAAUCCGCUGGCUCAAAAACGGACGUGAAUUCAGAGGAGAGCACCGCAUCGGUGGAAUUAAGCUAAGACAUCAGCACUGGAGCCUGGUGAUGGAGAGCGUUGUGCCCUCAGACAGAGGGAACUACACCUGCGUGGUGGAGAACAGAUAUGGAUCCAUCACCCACAGCUAUGUUCUUGAUGUUUUGGAGCGCUCCCCCCACAGGCCCAUCCUGCAAGCCGGUCUACCUGCCAACACCACAGCGGUGGUGGGCAACGAUGUUCAGUUCCACUGCAAGGUUUACAGCGACGCCCAGCCUCACAUCCAGUGGCUCAAACACAUUGAAAGGAACGGCAGCCGCUACAGUCCUGAUGGGACUCCCUACGUUCAGGUCCUCAAGACUGGCAGUCUGAACAUGUCCGAGGUAGAGGUGCUCUACCUGUCUAAAGUUACCCUGGACGAUGCAGGAGAGUACACCUGCCUGGCUGGCAAUUCAAUCGGCUUUGCCUACCAGUCGGCCUGGCUCACCGUGCUUUCAGAAGAAGAAGCAGCCGAGUCCAUGGAGACCAUGGAGACCAAGUACACCGACAUCAUCAUCUACGCCUGUGGCUUCGUGGCUCUGAUCAUGGCCGUCAUCAUCGUGGUGUUGUGCCGGAUGCAGGUCCAUCCACGGAGGGAGCCUUUCGACGCACUUCCUGUCCAGAAGCUCUCCAAGUUCCCUCUGCGCAGACAGUAUUCAGUGGAGUCCAACUCGUCUGGGAAGUCCAGUGCAUCUCUGAUGAGGGUGGCUCGACUGUCGUCCGGCUGUUCGCCGAUGCUAGCUGGAGUUAUGGAGUUUGAGCUGCCGUACGAUCCAGACUGGGAGUUCCCAAGGGAGAACUUGACUCUGGGAAAACCUCUUGGAGAGGGCUGCUUUGGUCAGGUGGUCAGAGCCGAAGCUUUUGGCAUCAACAAGGACUUCCCGGAUCAGGCCACCACUGUUGCGGUCAAGAUGCUCAAAGAUGACGCCACAGACAAAGACCUUGCAGACCUCAUUUCAGAGAUGGAGCUGAUGAAAGUAAUGGACAAGCACAAGAACAUCAUCAACCUACUGGGGGUCUGCACACAGGAUGGCCCCCUGUACGUGCUGGUGGAGUUCGCCUCCAAAGGCAGCCUGAGGGAGUACCUGCGGGCCAGGCGGCCUCCAGGCAUGGAUUACACCUUUGAUGUGACUAAAGUGCCUGAGGAGCAGCUCACCUUCAAAGACCUGCUUUCCUGCGCCUACCAGGUGGCCCGAGGGAUGGAGUACCUGGCCUCUAAAAGGUGCAUCCACAGGGACUUGGCAGCCAGGAACGUCCUGGUGACGGAGGACAAUGUGAUGAAGAUCGCAGACUUCGGCCUGGCCAGAGGUGUCCACCAGAUCGACUACUACAAGAAAACCACCAACGGCCGGCUGCCGGUGAAAUGGAUGGCACCAGAAGCUUUGUUUGACAGAGUCUACACCCACCAAAGCGACGUAUGGUCGUUCGGCGUCCUGAUGUGGGAGAUUUUCACGCUGGGUGGUUCGCCGUACCCCGGCAUCCCGGUGGAGGAGCUCUUUAAGCUGCUGAAGGAGGGGCACCGCAUGGACAAGCCGUCCAACUGCACACACGAGCUCUACAUGCUGAUGCGUGAAUGCUGGCACGCUGUUCCCACCCAGAGACCGACGUUCAAGCAGCUGGUGGAGGAGCUGGACAAAGCGCUGCUCUCCAUCUCUGACGAGUACUUGGACCUGUCCACGCCGUUUGAGCAGUACUCGCCGUCCUGUGAGGACACUUCCAGCUCCUGCUCUUCCGACAACGACUCUGUUUUUACGCAUGACGCCCUGUCCACCGACCCCUGCCUCCUGGCCUAUCAGGACGUCCGCUCUCGGAUCGACCCCAAAACGGCUCUCCGAUAGACUCUGCUUCCUGCUGGCGCCUCACCGAAGGUCGAAGUUGCAUUUCCCAACUUAAAGGUGUAAUUCUCAUUGGACUUUUCAUGGAAGCCCUUAGAUAGAAGUAGGCAUUUAUAUCCACACGGAGCACUGAGGCCAGCGGAGGAAAACGCACGUAGCGCUCAGGAGGACAAGCUGAACUCUGCUGGCUUGAAACCGGCUGCUGACGGUGAAACGAGGCGGCGCUGCAGGAAAGACGCUGGAACUCAAAACUCAAUCUGUGCUUUUUCUGCGGUCAGUUCGCCUCUGGAGAGGCGACGGACAAAGAGCUGCUUCACCAACCCAAAAACCAGGGCUGCAGACCUGAAGACGUUUUAAAGACAAAUUACUAUUUUGCUAUGAUAAAAAGUUAAGAAAUUGAUUGUUGAUAUAAAUUGCUCUAUAUAAUAAUAUUUUAUGUUUGUAUUGCUUAUUUAAAAAAGAAGAAGUCUUAAAUCUCAGGAUCUCUCACUCUAAGAAGUUGCUGUAGUGGCAGCAAAGUGCCUGAACUGAUGAUUUCCUGUGAAUAUAUUAGAGUAAUAAAAUAUUUUAUGAACAUAUCAGUGAC
Poecilia latipinna (sailfin molly) is the source of this 4058-nucleotide messenger RNA. It is a transcript of the gene fgfr4, whose product is annotated as fibroblast growth factor receptor 4. Bases 644 to 3475 code for a protein of 943 amino acids. The transcript is spliced from 21 exons. Gene Ontology annotation, molecular function: fibroblast growth factor binding; fibroblast growth factor receptor activity; ATP binding. NCBI's taxonomy places the organism in Eukaryota, Metazoa, Chordata, Actinopteri, Cyprinodontiformes, Poeciliidae. The record is from RefSeq and is a predicted model, not a curated record. Gene Ontology annotation, cellular component: signaling receptor complex; plasma membrane. Gene Ontology annotation, biological process: multicellular organism development; cell surface receptor protein tyrosine kinase signaling pathway; protein phosphorylation.